AUGGUUCUCCGGACGACGACCGAAAGCACACGGUUGAUUGCGUCCACGGACGACGCCGUCGGUGCUGGUCACUUGUCGGACGCGGUGGCCUACGUCAAACUCGCACUUGCGCUCGAGGAGGCCCACCCGACGGACCACAACCGGGUGCAGCGGUGCCACUUCCUUGUGUGUGCCGCUGAGCUCUCGGCGCGGACGUCGCACCUUGGCGACGCUGACUCGACGCUCGCACAUGCCAAAGGCGACGUCGAGCGCAUCGGGCACCUCGUCGAGCGAGCCGUGGCCAUCGCAUCGUGGCAUCUCGGUCCGACGCAUGUCUUCCUCGUCGACAUCUACAUGGCCGCGCGCGACGUGUGGUGCGACGCCUGCCUGGGCGUUCUCAAGGAGACGUUUGGCCGCAAAAGCGCGCUAUUCGUCGAGGAGCAACGCACGCAGGCGUGGCUCGUCGAUCAAGUCGGAGCACCCGACGAAGCUCCGAGUCUCUACGAAGAGUGCUUGCGCCUGGACGAGACGCCGGCGCUGAGCUCCUUGGUGACGAGCCCUGCUCUUGUCGACGCGGGCGCUGCAACCGACGUACACGACUGCGCUCCCGCGCUGUGCGUGGAAGCAUCGACCAACGUCGUCGCGUCGCUUCGGCUCCUCGGCGAGUGCGCGUCGGCUGUCGACGACACGUACCGGGCGAUCGAGUAUUUGACGGCCGCAUGGGCGUGGGUCAAGGACCACGCGACCGCCGAGGACGACACAGUGGAAGCGAUACAAGACAUUACGCGACGUCUCGUUGGUUUGCACCGAAGAGUUCUCUCGCUCGACGAUACGCAGGUCGUCGACGACGUUCGACGGCGAGCCAUCGAGGUCCCGGACGAUGAGAUGGCGUUUGUGGCCGGCCAGCUUUUUGUCCAUGUACCUGGAGAAUACUUCCAUAGUGUGCUCUAA
This is a messenger RNA of Saprolegnia parasitica CBS 223.65, 930 nucleotides long. RefSeq lists its product as hypothetical. Bases 1 to 930 code for a protein of 309 amino acids. Lineage: Eukaryota; Oomycota; Saprolegniomycetes; Saprolegniales; Saprolegniaceae. The record is from RefSeq and is a predicted model, not a curated record. The transcript has 4 exons.